AUGAUGGUGCGUCUCUUUUCUUCGUGGUUUGUCUACAGAUGGCACCACAAGGUCACCCCGUCGAGGCGGCUCAAGAAACAUGCUCAGCGAGGCUUGCUGGUCGAGAGACCGAUAGGGGAAACCCUCACAAAGGCCGUAGGACUCGUGGAUGCCUCUGUGGCGCACCAGCGGCGCAUCAAGAACCUCUUCAGCGAGCUUGAGUCCAGGGAGAGAACGCUCGAGCAGAUGGACAAUAAUGGGGAGGAGGAGGUCCCCGCCGUGGUCCAGAUGGCUUGGCACGAGUCCAGAACCCAGGAAAUCCGGGUUUCCAAGAAGAUGAACGAACUGAGGGACGACGCCGAUUGCGACAACGCGAUCGCACCCGUUCGGGCGACCCAGCAGCUGGAGGCCUACCUGCUGUCUGGCGUGGCCGUCCUCAAGAGCUACAUGACGACGGGGGCGCGCAUCACGGCCACGGAGAUUCUCUCCCUCAUGUCUCAGGUGACGUUCGCCGCUCACACCGCCGAGGCGCUGUCCCGCUGGGCCGGUGAGGCCAUGGAGACGCUUGGGAGGGAGAGGGACAGAGCCCACGCCCUGCACAGGGAGAACGCGCAGGUCUCGAGGGAGGCUACCCUGGCGCAGAAGGAGAUCAUGAGCCUGGAGGCCAAGAUAUUCCACACCAGAAAAGAGCUGGAAUCAGCAAAGGCGUACGCGGCGAGGAUCAAGGCCGAGUCGGGCGACAUGCGUGUCGUAUUUGGCGCGAUCGAUGAUUCCGUCACCGCCGCCGGUCUUGAGCUCAUGACCCACGACGCCAGCGGAGAACCUCUCAGCGCUACCCAGGCGGCGUUCGGCAUGAUCAAGAAGCUGCGGGAGACCUGCAUCAGCCAGCAAGAUCACAUCGGAAGGCUCGAGUUCUUCGUGGAGAGGGGGAAGCUCGACCUCGAGCAGGCAGAGAUGACGAUCAAGGACAUGGGGCGAGCCAGCAGUUCGAAGCGCGCUCGCAAGAGGGCGGCCGCCACCGCCGCCGCCAAGAGCAAGAGCAAGAGGGGCGCCUACGGCUUCAGCGCGAGCAGCGCCGGGGGAGGCAGCAGCGGCGGCAGUGGCGGCGGCAGGGCCGGAGGGCGGCCGCCGUCCCCGACGCACGGCAACAAGGCCUCGGCGGCGUCGAUCGCCGUUUCCACCGCCGUGUCCAUGGCUUCCUCGCAUUCAGCAGCGAGAGCCCUGAACGGCGAUAGGUACAGCGGCACCCGGGCCGGCAGCCCCUCGUCCUCGUCGUGCAACACUCCCACAAACGACGAUGACGCCGCAACCGUCACGUCCACCGACGCCGGGCAGAGCAUCACCACCACCAGCACCGCCGCCACCGCCGCCGAUUCUUCUCGGGCAGGGAUGCACGCAUCUCUGAGGACAGCGAGGGCCGGGGCGGGAGCGGAUCGAGACGGCACGGCCAUCUCCGUUUCGGCAUCCACCGCCGUAGAUUCCUACAGCAACAACAACGCCACUGACCGCGUCGGAGGGAGAGGAGGGAGAGGAGGGCGGCGGGCGACGAACACCGAAACCGCCGUCGGCGGGAGCGGCGGCAGUGUUCCCAACUUGGGGAGGCGACACAGGACGCAAGCAGCCGUAGCGGCGGGUGAGGGAGCGGGCGGAGAGAGCGGCAGCGGGGGCGGCGGCGGCGGUGCAACGUCGGGAGGUGAGCGGCACCGCGGCAGCGUGUCGCCGUCAUCGGCAGCGAAAGGCCCCCGCGGGCACUCACGGGGCGGCAGCGUCUCGAGGCGCACGGCCGGCGAAAGCGGCGACGCCAGACAACAAUCGCCGCCGCCGCUGAGAGAAGAGGAGAGCGGCACUGGAGAAGGCGAAGAGAAUGAGAAGCAGCAAUCGGAGCCGCCAGCACGGGACGACGCGGGGGUUACGAAGAUACCGGAGGAGGCAAAGGCGUUGGCAGAAGAGGAAGAGGAGGAGGUGGAAGAGCGAGGCGAGACACAACGGACGAGCGGGAUCCAGCAACCGGCGGGCGAGGAGUCGCCAGGAAAAGAACAUGCGUCAGCGGCGGCGACGAAGGAGAUGGUGGAGUCGUCUCCCGGUGGGCAAGACGCCGCCAGCACUGCAGAGGAGAAGGAUAGCGGCGGGAAAGACCCGGCUGGUGAACAUCAACGAUGCUCACGAGGCCGGGCGUCUCAGCGAAAAAGCAGCCGCUGA
Ectocarpus siliculosus is the source of this 2178-nucleotide messenger RNA. Lineage: Eukaryota; Phaeophyceae; Ectocarpales; Ectocarpaceae. The record is from the annotation of a GenBank genome assembly.